Messenger RNA from Pieris macdunnoughi, 801 nucleotides. Lineage: Eukaryota; Metazoa; Arthropoda; Insecta; Lepidoptera; Pieridae. The record is from the annotation of a GenBank genome assembly.
AUGUUUCUUCAUUUUGGAAUAUUACUUCUUUUGUCCCAAGGAAUCUUUGGCGAAGUGGACGUUUCGGAAGCUAUAGAUGGAGACAGCCGAAUAAUAGGUGGCCAAGAUGCCACUCCAGGCAUGGCUAAGUACCAAGUUUCAAUUCGUGUUCAAAAAGGAAAUCAAGAUUUGCACAAUUGCGGGGGAUCUAUUAUAAAUCAACAGUACGUCUUAACUGCCGCGCAUUGCAUUGUUGGGUGGCGUCCCAACGUGAUGUCUAUAGUAGUUGGCAGUCACCAGAUUAAAUCAGGUGGCCAGCGUUACAAGAUUAAGAAAUUGAUGCCUCAUGAACAGUUCUCAAAGGUGACAGCGAAGAAUGACGUAGGUGUCAUACAAGUCGAAGGCAGCAUCCAAUACAACAACAAUGUUCAACCAAUUGGGUUGUCCAACCGUCAGGUACCCGUUGGAACGACAUGUCUUUUGACCGGUUGGGGAUUAGUAAACAAAGAAAAGAACAUUGUUCCGAACAAUCUUCAAAUGUUGUUUUUCCGAACUAUAAGUAAUAGCGAUUGCACUAGACAACUGUCACGCACGAAUAAUAAGCCAUUUAUGCCUAUCGAUAAUGGACAAAUCUGUGCUGGGCACCCGGACCACCAAGGCACAUGCCAAGGUGAUUCCGGUGGGCCCCUCGUUAUUAAAGAAGGUAACAAUUUUGUUCAAAUAGGAAUCGUGUCCUGGGGAAUUCCUUGUGGCCAUAAAUAUCCUGAUGUAUAUGCUUCAGUCCCUGGUAACUACAAUUGGAUACAGAGCAAAAUUAAGUGA